Xyrichtys novacula (pearly razorfish) is the source of this 11881-nucleotide messenger RNA. The record is from the annotation of a GenBank genome assembly. Lineage: Eukaryota; Metazoa; Chordata; Actinopteri; Labriformes; Labridae.
ACAUCCUCACACCCACACACACAAACACUGACGAGGGGCUCUGUCCUGCUAUGGCCUCCACCACCAACGACACCACUGCCGAGGAGAUCUCUCCAGUCCCGGCCCAUAAAGCAACUGAGCAGCCCGACUUGGAAAUUAGUGUAGAACCCAGCUCAGCAGUGACGCCUGAGCCCAGCAAGGCCCAACAUGACAGUGAAGAGAAUGAGAAUGAAGAGGAGAAGGAAGGUGGAGCGGGAUCUGAGCAGCAGGAGGAGAAAACGAGAGGGCAGGACCCGGAAUGGGUGGAGGAGAGGUUCAGGAUUGACCGGAAGAAGCUGGAAAACAUGCUGUACGGUGAGUGACAGAAGCAACUUCUCCCCUUUUUUAAACAGAUUUUUCUCAAAGUUAUCCCCUCCUGUGUGUUCUUCCUCACUGCCUCUGCUAUCUACUUGACCCUGUGUGUGAGUCACAGCCUCCAGCUGGCUGCACCCUUGUUGUUUCCAUCAGUAUAACUUGAAUCCACUAAACUCCUCUUGCAGUGUCACAGUGAUUUAUGACCUGUAGCGUUGUAUGCAUUCAAUAGUCAUUUAUGCUAUUAUCAUUGCUGCCUGUGAAGCAGGGGAAGCUGCCUCUGUAACUUAUUGCUGCCUGGCAGGUUUAUGACAAAUGCCUCUCCUGUAAAAGUGCCUCUGACAGUGUGCCGCUGAUGCAGAUAGAGGCUGAUGUUUGUCCUCGCGCAGACUCCUGAUGGGAAAGCUGGAGUGUUUCCCCUGAUAACAGCAGGCUGUUUGAGCGUGUGUGUCAGGUGGGACUGUGUAUCUGAGCAGCCUCAGUCAGGGAGUAAAUAUCUCACCCCUUCAGGUGAUAAGCUGUCGGAGUGCACUUGAGUCUCCACUCUGAAAUGAUGAGGAGUCUUUUUUUCUUUCUUAAAUCCUCUCUUUGUUUAGAGGUUGUUUUUUUUAAUAUUACCGUCAAGUGGGAGGUCUUUGCGUCACCAAAUGCCACAAUGUGAUUAGCUGUCUCCAGGCUAAUUUGUGGUCGCACCCCCCGACCACCACCUUCUCUCUCCACCCCGUACUGUUCUCUUCCCAUUCCUCAGCUUUGGCCAGCGUAACCCAUAGAGAUGGAGGGGGGUUUUGAGGGCGUUUCUGGGUGUCCCCCCAGUACCCUGUAAAUGUCACAGAGGAGCGAUGGCCUUUUAAAAUUGUUGAUGUUCCCGGCAACCUUUUGUUGCAGUUGCUCGGCAAAUUUGAACCAAGUCCACAUUUGCAUGUUGACUUUACACACGCUGUAAACAGAAGAAUAUUGUGCUGCUGACCAACAGCCCAUGAACAAACCACACGGCGGGGACUGUGAAUUUCAUCUGUUUGCUCUUUACUGUCUUUCAGCUCCACAGAACGGAAAUGGUGAGACAGGAGAGCAAUUUUUUGAGAGAGUAAGUACAACUUAACACCGAGAAAAGUUUUGUCAACUUUAGAAGACUAAACAAUAAAGCAAAUUUAGCACCUGGUCUCAACAAAAGUUACGUAUAAUCACUGCUACACAAAGCCCGCUGGAUAAGUGUAGCUUAUAGAUAAUUGGGAUCAUUCCUGACACCAUUUUAACAUUUGUUCUAUCUUCUGCAUCCAGUGAUUACUGGUUUUACUGAGGUGGUAAUUACAGUCUUUGAAAUGCAAAUAAGGCUUUGUAUUCUUUGACUGAAUACUGUGUCUGGAUGUGUUUGUUCUAUGAUUGUAUCCGUAGGAGAGAGUGUGUAUUUUCUUGGUAUACAAUGACUGUCUCAGCUUUGUUUGACACACGCUCCUAUUGUGUGUGCUUCAACAGGUGAUGAAAGAAACAGACACUCAGGUGAAAUGGCCGUCCAAGCUGAAGAUUGGAGCAAAGUCAAAGAAAGGUGACGAAUUCUUGUUAUUUUUCUCCCACUAUACCAGUUCUCUCUGUUUCAUCACCAUUCUGCUGGGUGUUAUCUCUCUUAUUGGUUUUACACUGCCUAUUACUUUGAGCAUACUUACAUCUUAAACAAUUAAACUGAAUUGCUACUUCAAUCUAGAUCCACACGUGAAGGUGGAAGGAAAGAGAGACAACGUUUUAGAGGCAAAAAAGAAGAUACUGGAAGUGCUGGAAACAAGGGUGAAGGCAGUUCUGUCAACUAUAAUCACAUUUUUUUCACAUUUUCAACUUUUCUAUUGAUUUCCUUCAAUGAAAACCCUUUUUAUCACAGAGUUUAGCAUUCAUAUUUUAAUCUUCUUUAUUUAAAACAACCAGUUGUUGUUCUAUAUGAUGGUUUUUCAUAGUAAAUCUGCCCCUAUGGCUACCUGAAACUGUUAUAUGUGCAUUGAAUUUCCCUGCGGCACUGCUCCUAUCCAAUCCAGGUGAACAAGGUUACUCUAAAGAUGGAUGUGGCCCAUACAGAGCACUCCCAUGUCAUAGGAAAAGGUGGAGGGAAUAUCAAAAAGGUGAUGGAGGUCACAAGUUGUCACAUCCAUUUUCCUGACUCUAACCGCCACAAUGCCUCUGGAGACAAGAGCAACCAGGUGAAAACAACUUAGGCAGACUAUAAGUGAACCAGCGACAAUCUGCUCAUGAAAAUAAAUUAACCAGAUUUUUUCUUCAACUUUUUCCAGGUCUCCAUCGCUGGGCCUGUAGAGGGGGUGGAGGAGGCCAGAAGAAGAAUAAGAGUGAGUGAUAAACAGUGUCUGACACAAAGAAGACAGGCAAAUUGAUCAUUUCUGUCUCUAUGUCUAACAAGUGAAUUUUUUCCCUCCCCUACCCUCUAUGCCCCACCUCUGCUUUUUGUUUACCCUCCACACUUCCAUGUCCCAGGACCUGCAGCCAUUGUCCCUGACCUUUGACCUUCCUGUUAGCUUGGUGCCCCAGGCUCUGCCAGAUGCCAGCUCUCCCUUCAUACAGCAGGUAGUGCAGACUUUGGGGGUCAGUGUGAGCUUCAGGGCUGUGCCACCGCAUCCCCAGGCACAACCAGCUUUCUAUGAGAGCUGCUGCACCGUGUGGGGCCUUCAGGGCAACGCAGCUGCUGUCAAGGUUGGUGUCAGACAUUCCCAGUUCAGACGCAGACAUUUAGACUAUCUGCCCACAGCAACUGAUAGUGUUAUUGGUAAUUCUGGUACCUUGUUACCACAUAAAUGUAGUACUUGUAUUUCCUCCUGCUGUCAUAACCAGACCAGAACCAGACAAUUAAAGCUAAACUAAACCUAACAUACCCAGUUUAACAUCAGAUCAUGAUCAGUCCUGAUAUGAUUGUCAUAAUACUCUAUGUGUAUUUACAACCUGCAGAAGGCAACCUGCAUCCUGAUGGAUCUGCUGCUGGGGUCAGAGGUCACAAAUGGCGUUGUGAACAGCCAGUUGGAUGUCACCUCCCAGCAGCACCUCUUCCUGCUCGGUCAGAAUGGAGCUCACUUUCUGAGUGUCAUGCACCAGACCCAGACCCAGAUCAUCCUACCAGACCUCAGCGCCCCUCAGAGCCCCUCCUCACUGCUCAUACAGGGCAGCCCUGAUGGCGUGUGCCUUGCUCGACAGCAGCUCAUGGUACAGUGUAACCUCAAUUUUAUUUCUUACGAUCUUGUGUCUCAUUGAUCUAUAUAAAGUAUGAUCUAUAAAUACAGUAAAAGCAAACCCUCCUUUUUCUAUAGGCUAUCUGAUAUUUUGAGCAUCUAUGUGAUUAUUUUUGCACAUGUAGGACUGUCUGCCUGUGUGUCUGAUGUUCGACAUGCGUGAAGAUGGGGAGGCAGAUCCUUGCAAACUGUCUCAGAUGAUGCAAAACCUGGGAGUCUUCAUCAGCGUGAAACCCAAAGUAAAGCAAACCAGCAAGGUAAAAAUCUGAUUGGUGAUCGUUCUUUUUUUUUUUUUUUUUUUUACUGUGUUGUUGAAAGUCAACCAAAUUUCAAAAAGACAGAUACUUGUAAAGUUUUUUAUGUUUUGAGUUCACCUAAAAUCUUGAACAUCAGUGUGGAGCUUUCGGAAAGACACUUCAUACGUCAUAAAAAUAAAUACCAAACAUGUACUGAAAUGUGUCACCUUAAUAUUUACAAAAGAGGAUUAGGGCCACAUGAAGAGAAAAGAAGAAUUACAGGACGGAGAUUAAAAUCCAAAUUUUAAGAUUAAAGUCGAAAUUUCAAGAUUAAAAAAAAAAUCAAAAUUAGGGCGAUAAAGUCGAAAUUUCGAGAUUCCAAAUGUCGAAAUGUCAUAAAUAAUGUUGAAAAUUUCAAGAUUAAAAAAUUCAAAUUUUGAGAUUACAUUUAAAAUUUCAAGAUUAAAGUUGACAUGAAAAGGUUGAAAUUUCGACUUUUUAAAAUUUCGACUUUAAUCUCGAAAUGGAAAUAAAAUAAUAUCCCUCUUGUAAUUAUUUUUUUCUCUUCUUAUGGCCCUUAAUCCUCUUUUUAGAUAUUGGAUGUAAUUCCCCCGCCCUGUUGUGCUGCUGACUACUGACGCACAACUUUGUUUUGGUGUGUACUUCUCAGUCAGUGGUGGUAAAAGGUCUGGAGAGGAACAUCUCCUGUCUUUAUGAGGCCCGUCGGCUGCUUCUUGGGUUGGAUUCCUGUGAAACCUCCAAGGUAACCGAGAUGACCCCUGACCCCGUGCUGGCUGGCAGCGGACUCACACACUAUUGGCUCAACAUGUUAUUGCAGCAGCUUCGCCUCUCUGAGCCGGGUGAGCAUGUCACACAUUAACAUGUUUGUGUUUUUGUCCAUUGAAGUGCCACAGACAUCGGAAACCUUCAGAGUUCUGAGUUUAAAAAUGUUUACGUCCAAGUUUAACCGUAACAGACUUUAUUGCCCACAGCAGUUGCCCCUCCCCCCUCAGAUCCAAUUUAGAGACCCUGAGAGACUGGGUUAGAAGAGGCAGAAAGACAGAUCCAAUUUUAACUUCCUUGUCAGAAACAAAAACAAAACAACACAAAGCAAAACUAAUAAAAAUCCAGUUGUUUUGAAACUAAAAUGCUUCCAUACUUCCUCCAGCACUGACAAGAACACAUCCUAUCACAGUCUGUCUCUGAAAGAUGUUAUUUCUGCUGAAGAAUGUGACGAACUUCACAAAAAGAGAAACAGAUCAUUUUUCCGACAGUGACGGCUCGUUCUUCCAUCACAGUUUGGUAUUUCUGCUAAAGCUCCUCUUUCUCUGCUUCAUAAAGUAAUUUGGUUUUUCUGUCCUCCCUUGAAUGUUGUUUUGUUCAGCACCACAGUUGCACUCUGAUGUUGUCUCUAAACUGAAAUAAAGAACAAUAGAAGCUUCAGACUCCCACUUUACAAAUUCUGAUUUAAAUCAUAACUUCUCUUUAUUCACUUUCCUCUCUGCCCUUGGGGAUUAAAGUUUCCUCUAAACUUGUGUGCAGUUACUUUGACUGGUUGUAAACUUGUUUCUAUUAUUUGUGUGUUUAUCAGUUUUGAAAAGUAAUUUGACCCUCUUUUUUUUAUUAGGCUCUGUGUCUGCCCCCACUCCAGAGGUGCUGAGUGGCUCUAAGCCCCGUCCCACACCUCCACCAGGCCUCACCCCUCCUGCUGAGGAUGGGAGGACAGGACUAAAGGGAAAUGACAGCCGGCCACUUGAAAAGGUCUGUUAAUAGAUCGUUGCUGUAACAGAUUUAUUCCUCUUUAUGACACUGAGUUGAAAUUUAAUAACCGAGUCCUCAACCCUCUCUCCUCCUUCAGAUCCUUGAAAAUGAAGACCUGUCCAGCCAAUCAGAUGACGACAGCCCGGUUAAUGGGAUGUCAUCAACUGAGAUGGGUGAUGUGGUCAGCAGCAUCAGCAGGGUGGCGCUGAUGGGUCGGAGGGGGAGUCUCCAGGGUCCUGAAGUUAAAAAGGUCUUUGUCCAGGGCAGGCGUCAUUCAACAGGGCAGGCAUUGACAUACAGGUGAGAUUUAACACGCAUUAAAGAAUGAGUAUAAACCUAAAUUAUGAUCUAGAAAAUGAGUGGAAACCAAAGUUUUGUGCCGAGAUGAGUCCUUUAAAUGACUUUGACCAGAUGUUUUUUCUUUUCUGCUGCAGUAAAGCUAAUCUACACACGAACAAUAGAGACCCCCUCCUGUGCCUGAUCUGUCAAAAAAUGAUAAAUCUAGCUUAGACAGGAAAAUGAAAUGGAAGAAGGGCAGCUUGUUGACCUCAUAUAAAUUUUCCUUUUAGCUGAGUCGGAGCGGAAUAAAAGCAGCAGCUCCUCUUUGAUACCGUCUAUAAUUACAGAGCAUCAUUACUCUGUCUUUGAAAUCCUCUAAUAGUUGCUAUCACAGCAACACCUUACACCCCACUUGCAUUUGUGUGUGUGUGUGUUUGUGUGUGUGUGUGUGUGUGUGUGUGUAUGUGUGUGUGUGUGCGUGUGUUUGUGUGUCCUGAACGUGCCAGAUUGCUGAAUGCAGAGAUGGAGGGAGGGAGGAGUGAGUGGAGGAACAGCCUGAGGAGAGAUGUGAUGCUGGCUCAGGAUGUUACAGCUGACUCAUCCCAGGCUGAGGUGAGGAAAAACAAGAAGUGCAGGUCUAUUUUAUUGCCUCAACAAAAAGACGCAGUACAUCUGUGGACGUCUAUAUUUGGGCAGCUUGUAAUUCUCAGAGGAACAGCUAUGAAGUUUUCCUGAAUCCUUGAAAGACUUUUGACAGUGGAGGUGCGGAAGCUAUCCAGUGGUAUUAACUUAUGGAGGAAGUGUGUAAAAGAAAGAAAGAAAGAAAGAGACAAAGUUCAAGUCUUAAACUUCUCUGUAUCAAACUGGAGAGAAAGUGAAAAGAGAGGCAACAUUUUAUUAGCGGUGUUGUGUAACCUUUCGAUAUACACACCCCUAACCCUGUUGCUAUCUGAUUUUGAGAGUGAAUUCCUGUGUUUAUUUGCUACCCUUCUCGCUCUUAAAGGUUAUUGCACUGUAGAUUAAUGAGUUUACGUGCGCAGCAGCAGGAUGUGUUUGGAUAACUGUUCUCAGCAACUGGAAUUUUCAAUUUCAUGCAUUAUUUACUCCCCCUGUUUUUCUUUUUGUGCUCUGUAGGAUUAUGACUAUGAGAAGAAGAAACUGCUGGCGACUCGAGGUUAGCACGUUUAAUGCUUUUUUUACCAAUCCUUUGUUUGAGUGGUCCUGCAAAGACUUGUGCAGCAAUGAUCAGGGCUUUGUCUUGCAAUGUUUUUAUUGAUCAACGGUUGCAGCCAACUGUGAACGAUUCAUUUUGAAUAACACUUGCAUGCAAAUCCAUUUUAUACACAUUUAAAUUGCUUUUUUUAACUUGUUUAAUGGCCACCUUUGCACAGCCUAGGAGUUAAACAGGACGAGUAAAUCUACCCAACUGUUCAAACAUCAUUUUGGAGUCAUCUUGAAAAAUACAACCAUUUUUUUGGGGUCAUUUUGUUACCAAAUGUGAUUUAAUGUCUCAUGAUUAUCUGUGAUAAAGAAGCCUUUUUAGUUUAUUUAAGCACAUUAGCGAGGGAACACAUUAAUAUCCUGAGCAGACGCACACACUUGAUCUCUGUGCUGCUCACUGCCAACAUGGCUGAUGAAGGGGACCUGUUUAUGUGCUGCACCGUGCCAGAGUUAGAAUAGAGCUGCACCGACACUCCCCCUAGAUUCACACAUGGUAGAUUCUCAAUGAAGACAACAAACAUGCAUCCAAAAACAGUGUGUGGGUGCACUCUUUUGCACACAUGCAUGCAGGAAGGAAACACUCCCUAAUCCAUCUUGCAGAAUGAGAGAUGCUGCAAAGAUCUGCAGCCAAAUGUUACUGAAUUCCCUCAGUGUUGCUUUAUGGGAUUAUGAAUUAGCAGUUUGAAUGGGCCAUCUGCCUCACAGUCAUUAAGACACCCAUAUGCCAGUGUAUGAAUGGGACAUUUACUCACACAAACACACAUACACACACAAAGACAGCCCCAUGGUUAUGAUCCGAUUGGUAUCACACCCCUCAGAGAACUGUUACAGGUUUUAUCACGUUCACACACUGGUUCUGUCUCAGUGCUUAAAGUAGCUCAGGUUUGCUUAUCUGUCAGUUGAGACUUGGUUUCUGUUGAAGUCUCUGCAUCGAGAGUUUCUGUGAGUAUGCAACAUAGUGGAAUGGGAAGUACUGUUUGUGGUUUAUUAUUUCACACCUGAGUCCAGUUUGAGUCAGUGGAGUGGAGAAGACUAGCGGUGCUUUUUAAUAAAGGAUGGACUGUAACUACAGCUAACAGGUGGUUCAUGAACUUGCAGCAGAUGUAAUCCUCAGGAGCGGACCAGGGGCACAUCAGUGGAAAAAAAGAAAGUUUGUUAUUCAAUUAGAUGUAAUUGAUUAGGGAGAAAGACAGCUCCAAAAUUAAAGCAAAUUAGCAACUGUUAGCCCACAUGCCAGCUAGGGCUGGGAGAUAAAACAAUAAUGAUAUAUACUAUCUAUAUAUGGAAAAUUAAUUUCCCUUAAUGUCAAUAUGAAACAUGGUCAAUAUGCUCUUCGAUAACCGACAUUCUGCCAUGUUUUGGUAGACUAUACGAAUAGCCAAUGAAAAGAGGAGUUUCUCCAGGUCCGCUGAACCAAUCAUGUGCUGAAUUAGAGCCAAGUAGCAAACAACUGCGUAGUAGCAGGCUGCAGCUACACGCAACCACAGCACUUUAACAAAUGGAGCCGACAGCACAGUCGGUGAGGAAAAAAGAAAAAGAGUGCUGCCCUUGGCAGAAAUGCAGAUGAAGGCUCAACAGAUUAUGACAUCGUUGACAACACUGGCAAGAAAACGUCGAUGGUGUGGAGGAAUUUUGUUUGUUUGAGGUCGGCAAGAUUAGGGAAUACCUCAAAUCUUUUCACCACCUGAAGUAGUGCCACGUGGCAGAGCAUGCACAAUGCAAAAGGUUACAAACCCUGAGUGGAGCAAGGAGCCCAUGGCGCCUGUGCAGCCGAAACAGCCGACCACUCAGUCUGCUUUCUCUGGUGCAAUGCCAUACAACAAAAUGUCGAAGAGACACAAAGACCUCACAGAUGCAGCAGCUUACUGUAUUGCAAAAGACAUGCUGCCAAUAAGCACUCUUAUAUUUCAUUUUUUAGAUCAUGAUAUCGAUUGAUAUGAAAAAAACAUAUUGUAAUAAACUUUUUCCCAUAUUGCCCAGCCCUAACGCCAGCUAAUGCCAAUGCUUUAGCUCCUAGCUUGUUUUUGCCACCCUGGAAACAUGCUCAAAGAUCUUGUGAAGACUAUUUCUUUGUUUUUCUGUCUCAUGUCAGCCAUGCAGAGGAAGCCUGUGGUCACAGAGGUGCGGACGCCCACAGACACAUGGAGUGGUCUUGGUUUCUCCAAGUCUAUGCCGGCCGAGGCUGUCAAAGAGCUGCGCAACAUUAGCCGACGCAGCUACAAACCCUACCUGAGCACCAUCAACAGCCAGCAGCAGGUAUGGAUCAAGUGACAACCCCCGGUCUUGAGAAAUGAAACUGAUGCAAAAGUGCUAAAAACUGCAGUUCCUAGAGUGCCCAUUAGAGGCUAGCUACAGAAACCUAAAAGAUAAUUUUUAAGUCAAAAAUAAACAUGUUUGCAACCUUGUUGGUGAAACUGAGACCACCGGUUGAGCCACCAUUUCCAAUAUGGCGACUGUCACCAGUAGAUUUCAAAUACAAACAGAUGGUUGACGUCACUGAUGCUCCUCCAUUUAUCAUACAGUCUACGGCACCAAGUUAGCAUCUGAUUAAACUAACUGGAAAAAAAACAGGCUCAGCAAUUUGACUGUUAAUUCAAGCUCCAGGGGGGUUAACUCAUCUACUUUUACCAAACUUAAUUUCCUUUAAGCUGCCAUAGCUGUUUUUUUUUUUUGUUGCAGUGCAGUGAAAUAAGCACCCUGCUGCGGCCCACCAACACGGCCUCAUUUAUCGGUCUUGGCCUGUAACACUUUAAAGCAUUUAUCUCCCUGUGUGGUAAGCACUGCCAAUUUGUACGCUCAAUUACCUGGGGUCUGAUACCAUCACCUCAGUCAGCACAGCCACUCCUCAGCAACCUGUUUACCUGUUUCAGCUCUACAUUAAAGGACGGCUGAACGAGCGCUCUCUGAAUGCUCAGUAGGCAGUGAUUGAAAUGCAGACACUCUUAGAUUAACAAGAGCAAGGAUAUCAAUGAGUUUAAUUUUUCCUUUGACCCAGAAAGCUGAAGGGGGAGAGGCUGGUUUUAUUGAUAAUUUACAUCAAGAGAGUGUUAGCCUCGCAGAUAAAGUCAACAGAUGAGGUGGUUUAAAAACAAGAGUACUCACCUUUCUUGUGUAAACGGUGGAUCGAUGAAUAUUUUAUCCUCUGAAACUGGCUGCACACACUGCACACAAGACAAUUUGUGAUUGCUCUGUCCCCUGACUUCUCACACUGGCAGGGAAGAAAAAAAGGAUGAAAUAAAGUGGAUACUGGCAGGAGAACAAGGUGCUGCUGAGACAUGUUAGCAGAAGAAAGAGAAGCUUGUUAAUAUUUAAUGUCUUUACUCUUUCUCUCGUUUUCGUAAAGACUCGAGUCACACAUGGGGGGAAGCUCUGCAGCGGCAGUGACUCUGACAACUGGAGAGACCGACGUGGAUCCACACCUUCAUCCUUACCAGUGUCCGCCUCCUCCUCCUCUUCAUCCUCUUCCUCCUCCUCCCCUUCCUCACCUCCAUCUACAUUCUCCUCAUCCUCUUCCUCCUUCCCUGCAUUUGUAUCCUCGGGGAAUAGAAGCAGAAUGGACAAACACUGUAAGUCUCACCUUUGUGUGCUUUUAAAGUCCAAACAGUUUGUCUCAGCUGCUUUUAACCCAUCUUUUUCAUCUUUCGUGUGCAGCUGAGAGCUUCUCAAACGGCUACUUUGAAGGCGGGUGCUCAUCACGGAGGGCAUCAACCUGCAGUCAGAGGAGCCCAUCCCCCAAAAUGAUGGACGACCUGCCUGAGCUGCUCAGCCAACUCGGCCUGAUCAAAUACAUUGAUGUUUUUGAGCAACAAGAGGUAGAGAGACUCUUGUAAUGAAGCCUUUUCUUAGUGUAAACAUUUUAUUAGUAUGUGAAAUAUAUACUUACAUUAACCUAUGCAUAAAAAACAGUGGUUUAAAGAUUGGACAUCUGCACGGGGGUAAAUGCUGCAGAGCCUGAGAGACUGUUUGUGUAGACCAGCAAACACACUCUCAGUGAAAUUUCUCAUGCAAUAUUAAUGAGCACCGUGAUGCAAACGUUAUCUACACUUCAGAUUGACUACCAGACAUUCCUCACCUUGUCUGAUGAAGACCUGAAGGAAGUGGGCGUCUCCACAUUCGGAGCCAGACGCAAGAUGCUGUUGGCGAUCUCAGGUGAGAAUCUGAUUUCCAAGCUUGGACUCAGAUCUGCUUCUCCAUCUGUGGAAGUUGGCUCUUUCCUGCUCUAGUGCAGUGAAAUUGAUCAAGUCAUUUAUCUUCCUUGCCCAGACCUGAACAGGAGCAAGAGGAGGCUGUCGGAUACACCCGCAGUGAAGCCUGGCUACCUGGAGGGUGGUGCUAGCGGUCGACUACCACGAAUCAUGGAUCUGGAAGUUGGCGCUCAGAGUAACCGCUGGUGAGAGGAGACCCGACUUAGCUUCGAGGUACUCCUCUCCAACGUUACGCUCACUAGCCUCUAAGAAAGUAAACAGUGAUGCUGCUUCCAUCUGUUAUUUAUCAAUGACACAUGAGCAUGAAGACACCCUGAGAAGGUGUAAUGACUGAGUAACUUUGAACGCAGUGCCUUUAACUUACAGCCCAAAGGUUUUUAUACACAAAGACAAGGAGGUAUUUUUCCUCCACGCCACAGAUACUGCAGGAAACAAACUGUAUGAAACACGAUAAAGACUGGACCACUUUGGUUUUUGUGGUGACUUUUAUCAUUAUUAAGUGCCUUUCACCUGAAAGCUUUUACUUCUGUGUUUAAAUGACUACAUUUAUGCAAUUGUACAUAAGGAUUUUAAAAUUGCUUGACAUUGUAAUAAAGUAGUAAUGACAAAUAAAUUGUUGAUCUCUGCGUUA